Brienomyrus brachyistius is the source of this 2099-nucleotide messenger RNA. RefSeq names its product phosphatidylserine synthase 2 (gene ptdss2). The record is from RefSeq and is a predicted model, not a curated record. Bases 589 to 2097 code for a protein of 502 amino acids. Gene Ontology annotation, biological process: phosphatidylserine biosynthetic process. The transcript has 13 exons. Gene Ontology annotation, molecular function: L-serine-phosphatidylethanolamine phosphatidyltransferase activity. NCBI's taxonomy places the organism in Eukaryota, Metazoa, Chordata, Actinopteri, Osteoglossiformes, Mormyridae.
GACGUCGGAGCGGACUCGGCUUAUGUGCUUUCUCAGUUCAACGGUAGUACGUUGGCGCUAAGCCGCAUAGUCAAUACAUAGGAACGAAGAGGGAGGUAAAAAGCCUGCUUGGUGUCGAAAAUUACCACAAAGACGAGGCGUAACCCUUCUCGCCGCUUCCAUAUUUUGACAGAGAUUCUAACUUAGUUAAAAAAUAAAUAUUUAAGGGACUUUUUUGUUUUGCCCGUAUGCGAAAGGUGUGUAGCCAGUCGGCGACGCAUGUGUUGGGCAGGUCGCGCGUAAGCUGGUGACUAGGCUGGCGUCUGCGUUAUGGUUAAACCCAUGCUAGUUAGCGACGUGUGGGGUUAACUAGCAACGCAGAAUGACAUUCGGAUGCGCACCUAGGAGAGUCAGUCCCAGCGCAGCUGUCAAGUAAAUGUCCCUUGGCAUCCUCUACCCUGAGCUGGAUAGAUACUAUCUUGCAGGAUCCACGUCUUGAUGCUGACAUUCGCUGGGUGGGGUCGCUUUGGAUGACACGCAGCAUAAUCAUAGUAAAAUAAUAACUGUCUGGACGGAGAUUCCCGACCAAAGGGACUGAUAAGGGACGCGAUGACCAAGCCUGAGUCCAGGAGAGGCGGCGCGAUGCUCGUCGCCGGGAGAUCCGCCGAAGCGGAGGAGCAGCUCAACAACGGGCCGCUGGACCCGAACCCCUCUGGUGGCUCCGAAGAGUCGGUGGCUGCCGUGAUGCCCAGAAUUAGGUCUGCAAAGAUAGGGUUACGGGAGAGUACCCCCUGGAAGUCGGCGGAGUGUGAAGUCUACGAUGACGGAACCAACACGUUUUUCUGGAGAGCUCACACCCUGACGGUACUGUUCAUCCUCACUUGUGCUUUGGUUUAUGUCACCCUGCUGGAAGAGACACCCCAGGACACAGCCUACAACACUAAAAGGGGGAUCAUCGCCAGCAUCCUAGUGUUUCUCUGCUUUGGAGUCACUCAGGCCAAAGAUGGACCCUUCACCCGACCGCACCCAGCUUAUUGGCGCUUCUGGCUGUGUGUGUCCGUGGUCUACGAGCUCUUCCUCAUCUUCAUCCUCUUCCAGACGGUUCAUGAUGGCCGGCAGUUUAUGAAGUGGAUCGAUCCCAAACUUGGGGUGCCACUGCCAGAGAGAGACUAUGGGGGCAACUGUCUCAUCUAUGACCCGGGCAACAUCACGGACCCCUUUCACAACAUCUGGGACAAGAUGGACGGCUUUGUUCCUGCUCAUUUCCUGGGCUGGUACAUAAAGACGCUGAUGAUCCGGGACUGGUGGAUGUGCAUGAUCAUCAGUGUCAUGUUCGAGUUCCUGGAGUACAGCCUGGAGCAUCAGUUGCCCAACUUCUCAGAGUGCUGGUGGGACCACUGGAUAAUGGAUGUGCUGGUGUGCAACGGGCUAGGGAUCUAUUGUGGCAUGAAGACCCUGGGCUGGCUCUCCAUGAAGCCAUACCAGUGGCAAGGCCUGUGGAACAUCCCCACCUACAAGGGGAAGAUCAAGAGAAUCGCCUUCCAGUUCACACCCUACAGCUGGGUGAAGUUUGAGUGGAAACCGGCAUCCAACCUUCGUCGCUGGUUGGCCGUGUUAGGCAUCAUCUUCAUGUUCCUGUUGGCGGAGCUCAACACCUUCUACCUGAAGUUCGUGCUGUGGAUGCCGCCGGAGCACUACCUGGUGCUGCUGCGCCUCGUCUUCUUCGUCAACGUGGGCGGCGUGGCCAUGAGAGAAAUCUACGACUUCAUGGACGACCCGAAGUUCCACAAGAAGCUGGGGCAGCAGGCCUGGCUGGUGGCAGCCAUCACAGUCACCGAGUUCCUUAUCGUAGUGAAAUACGACCCCAACACUAUCAUGCUGCCAAUCCCAUUCUUUGUCACACAGUGCUGGAUCCUGGGCAUUGUCCUCAUCCUCACCUGGACACUAUGGAGGUUCUUCAUCCGGGACAUCACGCUACGCUACAAGGAAACGCGACGCCGCAGGCAAGAAGGAGUGGGGGAGAGGGAGCGAGUCCUCGACAACGGCGCCGUGGCGACCAGCAGCGGGCGUGCCAAGCUCAACGGGAGUUCUGAGUCAACGAGGAAUAGGAAGUCUUGAAG